AUGGAGAGCUUGAAGGCGUGUGCAGCAGAGGGGAUGGGGCCACGAGGGGAGAGAGGCGCCGAGAAGAGUGGAAGCAAGAAAAGUGGAACUGAGAAGAGUGGAGCGCAGGGGAGUGGCGUUGCAGCGUCAGUGUGUCCGCUCCUCGGCUCGGAGCUGCUGCUGAAGGCGGAGUUCAGAGCAAAGGUGGACGUCACCUGCCCCGUCUGCCUGGAGGUGCCCUUUGACCCGGUGUCUCUCGCCUGCACGCACAUCUUCUGUCGUGGCUGCGCUUGCUCCGUGGCGCACGUGCCGGUGUUUUUCGGCCUCGACUCCGCAUCGCCCCACAUCACGUGCCCUCUGUGCCGCCAGCAGGGGGUGUUUCGGCAUCCCCGGUCUCUCAGGGAACUGCACAGGCUCAUCAUGGCAAGCCACGGCUUCCCUUGGACCCGGGACCUCUGUUGUAUCCUGCACUGCAUGCAGUCAGGGGAGGGACCAGAGCAGCAGCCAGAGCAAGAGAGAUCACAAGGGGUGUGGUGCGGCUCUUUGCUUCUUUCUCUGCUCUCGAAGCUCCCUGCCAGCCACGGCUUCCCUUGGACCCGGGACCUCUGUUGUAUCCUGCACGGCAGGCAGUCAGGGGAUGGACCAGAGCAGCCACAGGAGUGGUAG
Messenger RNA from Closterium sp. Naga37s-1, 645 nucleotides. Lineage: Eukaryota; Viridiplantae; Streptophyta; Zygnematophyceae; Desmidiales; Closteriaceae. The record is from the annotation of a GenBank genome assembly.